Messenger RNA from Wasmannia auropunctata (little fire ant), 3100 nucleotides. It is a transcript of the gene Iru, whose product is annotated as E3 ubiquitin-protein ligase RNF115. Lineage: Eukaryota; Metazoa; Arthropoda; Insecta; Hymenoptera; Formicidae. Gene Ontology annotation, molecular function: ubiquitin protein ligase activity. Gene Ontology annotation, cellular component: nucleoplasm; cytoplasm. The transcript has 8 exons. Gene Ontology annotation, biological process: protein ubiquitination; ubiquitin-dependent protein catabolic process; positive regulation of DNA-templated transcription. Bases 89 to 1105 code for a protein of 338 amino acids. The record is from RefSeq and is a predicted model, not a curated record.
GUGCCGAGCGUCGCCGAGUCACAGCCGAGUGGCCAACCGUAGUUGCGGCAAGUAGAGAGAUGGAAAACUGAGGGGACACACGUAAAACAUGGCGGAGGCCGUUGUGGACGGGAGUCCGAUGUCUCGGUUUUUUUGCCACAAAUGCAGCGUCGAGAUCGAGCGUCUGCUGCCGAAUUACACAUGUCCACAAUGCGCGAGCGGUUUCAUCGAGGAGCUGGAGAGCAGCAGCAACGAGGGCAGCUCGGGUAUGGACGUGAACAGCGAGGAUCUGAGCGAUGGGGAUAUCGACAUCUUGACCCUAAACCCUUCGCAACGCUCCGACCGUGACCGUGACAUCAUAGAGAUGAUAAUGGGUCUCUCGAACACAUAUACCAAUCAACAGUUGAACACCAGUCAGCAACCGGGUGGAGGCAAUAGGAACUACGUGCUCGGCAGCAGAAGAAGGUCUAAUUGGUCUCGCAAUCCUCAAGAUGGACGUCGCACCAGCAGCAAUCGUAGAAGACAAGAGAGUCUACAGGUGCCUAUAGAGAAUUUCAUACAAGAUUUUCUCCUCAAUCUCUCCGGAGCAGCGAGUCUAAGCAACUCUGUGGGACAAGACGCACAGCCGUCUGUAUUCAAUAUUAGACUGUUCUUGGGAAAUCCUGGAGAUUAUGUUUGGGGUCGCGAUGGAUUAGACGCCAUUGUCACCCAAUUAUUGAAUCAAAUGGAUGGCACUGGACCACCACCUCUAUCACGCAACCAGAUCGAUGAGAUACCUACUACUACCAUAACGCAAAGUCAAGUUGACUGCAAGCUACAAUGUUCAGUUUGCUGGGAAGACUUCAAGCUGUCGGAACCUGUUAGACAAUUGCCGUGCCAGCACGUUUAUCACGCACCAUGCAUUGUACCCUGGCUGGAACUGCACGGAACCUGUCCCAUUUGCAGACAGAACUUGGGAGAUCAAAAUCAGGCUGAAGCGAAUCAAGAUACUGGAGGCAACAUAGCCGGGUCCACUUUGUCCGGAUCCAGUUUUGCCGCUUUAUUCAGGGCGGCAAAUGAAGCGAACCGAACAGGACAGCCAAUUAGCCGGACAUCGUCCACUUCGUCAUCUACUUCAUCCGAGUAGCUGCAGUACUUGUUCAAAUGAGAUUUGAGGGUGAUAUUUUUCUUUCAAAUAUCCAAUUUCGUCAAAUUAUCGUAAUUUAGUCGAAUAUAUAUCUAUUUUUAACACAUUGAUUCUGGCACUCUCUUUGCCCUUAGUAAGGCAACAAUAUCUCUUUACAGAUAAAACGUGUCAACUACAAAAUACGCAAAACCGCUAAUCGUUUUAUCAACAUCUCGUAUAUUGUCUCAUUGUAAAGUGCCGAGUUCAAUGAACUUAUUUCGUUUUGCAAAUUGUACUAAAUUGAUUAAAUUGUUACAUUUGUCUGCCUGCUGCGCUAUUUCAACAUUCAACAUUAGGAUAUUUACAUGCGUUAAAUUAUAACUUCUUACGGUUCUUACUAAUGUCCAAUUUAAUUUGAUAUUUAUAAAUGCUUGAUUGAAUGAAUUAUUGAAACGUGCCAGGCAUUGACUUGAAUUGUUAUUUCGAUGCACAGAGGUUUUUAUUUUAUGAUUUAAUUCUAAUAAAUAUAAAAUUAAAAAAAAAGAAAGAUACUCGCGAAGAAGCAAUCUACAUAAUCUUUAUAGACGUUUAUGCGUGUACAAUUUUAUUUUGAAUUACGUUAAUUUCAAGCAAACUCGGAAUCAGAUCGACAAAUUUUCUGCUAUUUAUACAUGUAAAAGCUAUGUAAUUACUCGUCGCCGAGGCUCAGUAAAAUCGGUACGCGUGAGCUUACAAGAAAACAUAAUUCGUGAUUUGAAAGUAAACUAAAAGAAUCAAAUUACAAAUAUGAUAGAUAUAUAGGUUGCGAAAUUGUUCAAAAUAAAAAUAUUUCUGUUUCCUGCAAAAAUAUAUGUUAUACAUAUAUAUUGGAAUUAGAACAUAUCACGUGAGUCAAGAAAUUUAGAAGUUAAAAGGCUAAUAGAGAAUUAAUAUAUCUGCAUAUCGAAAUUCCGUUCUCUUUUUUUCGUCUCCCCCUUCUUCUUGCAAGUGCUCUAUAAAAUUGUAAGAAAAAAGGAAUAUUGACGUACACGUGAUGAUUACUUGUUUCAUUUUUGAAGUGUUUGAUUGUCUGACUGUUGUAAUAUGUAUCUAUAUUCAGGUAUUCUAAUACCUUGAUAAAGACUAUCUGAGUCUCGACGAAAUAAAGAUGCGCGUGAGCGUACGAUAAAGUCACGUUUUGUUCAGUUCUCUUAGUGCGUAAAAAAAAACCUGUUCGACACGUGUGUUAAAUCUCGUAAAGCUGUUUUUACAAACGCAAAUGCAUAUGAAUGAAACGCAUUUGCGACAAAAUUACAUAUGCAGAAUAUAUAAAUAUAAAUAUAUAUAUAUAUAAAUAAAUAUACACUCUUCUAUAGUAUAAAGAUACUAAGAUCAGAGAAUAUGCGCACUCGUGGAAGAUUAAAUCCUUGCAUUCGCAAUUGUGUAGUUUGCAGCAAUCGACGAAGUUACAUACGUUGUAUAAACAUAAAGAUAGGAUUAUUAGCGUAAAGAAAUAUGAUUAGAAAUUGUAUCUAAAUUUACGUCCGGCCCGACGUUGUUGCGUGUGCAGUCGAAAUGAAAUUACUUUCGCGCUACCUGUGUAUAUAUGCGAUGAGCAAGAGCAUUUGGCUAGUACGCAUUAACAAACAAACAAAAAAGAAAACAAUGUCGCGUACUAGAAGUCUCUAUUUAAAUUUUAUAUGCUUUACACAUAAUUCUGUUGCCCGUUUUCCUGUUCACCCCGGUAAUCCCGGUGACAAAAAAAAAGUUGUUUGUUUUAAGAAAGUUAAAUAUUACAAUAAAAACCAAGAGAUCUGAGUUUUGCAUAAUGCAGAACUAUGUUAUUGAACUUCUUUUUUAAUGAGCACGAAUGUCAAUAUGUAUUUAGAAAGUGCUUUAUCUACAAUAGGAUCGUAGCUUGAAUUCGUAUUUUAUUUUGAAGAAGAUGGAUCCCUCGCACUUUCUUGCAAAUUCUUAUUAAGUGAGACUUGUGAAUCUUGCAAUAUUUGUAAUCAAAUCGAGUUCAGGAUCGAUGGU